Molecule: messenger RNA, 1684 nt
Organism: Paramecium sonneborni
Lineage: Eukaryota; Ciliophora; Oligohymenophorea; Peniculida; Parameciidae
Source: the annotation of a GenBank genome assembly
AUGUUCAUAGUGAUCUAAUUAAUUCAGUAUGUUUCUCUCCUGAUGGUACUACAUUAGCAACUGGUAGUUAUGAUACUUCUAUCCGUUUAUGGGAUGUUAACACAGGAUAUUAAAAAUUCAAAUUAGAAAGUCAUACCCAAGAAGUCAAAUCUGUGUGCUUUUCUCCUGAUGGGUCUAAAUUAGCAUCAGGUAAUAAAGAUUAUUCUAUCCGUUUAUGGGAUGUUAAGACAGGAUAAUAAAAAGCCAAAUUAGAUGGUCAUAAUGGUAUAGUAAACUCAGUAUGCUUUUCUCCUGAUGGUAUUACUUUAGCAUCUGGUAGUAAUGAUACUUCUAUCCGUUUAUGGGAUGUUAACACAGGAUAAUAAAAAGCCAAAUUGGAUGGUCAUAAUAGUAUUGUGUACUCAGUAUGUUUCUCUCCUAAUGGUGGAAUAUAAAGACAGGAAAAUAAAAAGCUAAAUUGGAUGGCCAUAAUAAUUUGUCCAAUCAAUAAGUUUCUCUUCGGAUGGUACAUUAUUAGCAUCUGGUAGUAAAGAUAACUAUAUCAUUUUAUGGGAUGUAAAGACAGGAUAAUAAAAAGCAAAACUGAUUGGUCACUAAAAUUCUGUCCUAUAAGUAUGCUUUUCUCCUGAUAGCACUACUCUAGCAUCUUGUAGUAGUGAUAGAUAUAUCCGCUUAUGGGAUGUUAAUACAGGAUCAUAAACAACAAUAUUGUACGGUCAUUGUCAAAAUGUCUUAUCAAUAUGCUUUUCUCCAGAUGGUAGUACACUAGCAUCUGGUAGUGUGGAUAAGUCUAUACGAUUGUGGAAUAAAAAGGCUGGAUAAUAAUAUGCUUAAUUGAAUGGCCAUACUAGUCAUGUUAAUUCAGUUUGUUUCUCUCAUGAUUGUUGUACAUUAGCGUCAGGAAGUGAUGAUAACUCUGUUUGUUUAUGGAAUGUUAAUACAGGAUAAAUAAUAGGUAAAUUUGAUCGACAUAAGAAGUGGGUUCAUUCAGUAUGCUUUUCUCCUGAUAGCACUACUCUAGCAUCUUGUAGUGGUGAUAAAUCUAUCCGUUUAUGGGAUGUUAGAACAAGAUCAUAAAGAGCAAAAUUGUGGGGUCAUAGUAAUUGGGUCAAUUCAGUAUGUUUCUCUCCUAAUGGAACUAUACUAGUGUCUGGUGGCGCAGAUAAUACUAUCCGCUUAUGGAAUGUAAUGACUGGAUAAUAAAAACGAAAAUUCAAAGGCCACAAUGGUUAAGUCCAAUUAAUUUGCUACUCGCCUGAUGGAAAUACGCUAGUAUCUAAUGGUCUUAAUAACACCAUCAUUUUAUGGGAUAUUAAGACAGGAUUAUAAAAAACGCAAUUGCAUGGUCAUAAUAAAUUGGUCAGAUCAGUUUGCUUUUCACCUGAUGGUCAUACAUUAGCAUCUGGUAGUGAUGAUUAGUCUAUCCGAUUAUGGGAUGUUAUGACAGGAUAAUAAAAAGCAAAAUAAUGGUAAUACCAAUUGCAUCAAUUCAGUAUGUUUUUCGCCUGACGGUGAAUAUUAGCAUCCUGUAGUAGCGAUAAGUCUAUCCGUUUAUGGGAUGCAAAGAAAGGUUUAUCAAAAGCAAAAUUAGAAGGCCAUAGUGGAUUCGUCCUAUCAGUAUGCUUUUCACCUGAUGGUGCUACAUUAGCAUCUUGCAGUGAUGAUAAAUCUAUCCGUUUAUGGA